AUGAGCGGCAAAGGGUACUGUACUUACAUCAACUUUAUGGACCUCAGUGGAGUCGUAUUGCUUCACAACUUCCCCGCAGAACACCGCGCAUGGUCAAAAACUGCUGAGGGAGACCGUUAA
Molecule: messenger RNA, 120 nt
Organism: Paraglomus occultum
Lineage: Eukaryota; Fungi; Glomeromycota; Glomeromycetes; Paraglomerales; Paraglomeraceae
Source: the annotation of a GenBank genome assembly